This is a messenger RNA of Polistes canadensis, 796 nucleotides long. It is a transcript of the gene pen-2, whose product is annotated as gamma-secretase subunit pen-2. The transcript has 3 exons. Bases 341 to 643 code for a protein of 100 amino acids. Gene Ontology annotation, cellular component: gamma-secretase complex. Gene Ontology annotation, biological process: Notch receptor processing. The record is from RefSeq and is a predicted model, not a curated record. NCBI's taxonomy places the organism in Eukaryota, Metazoa, Arthropoda, Insecta, Hymenoptera, Vespidae.
UUGACCAAUAUGCGCUCAAUUCAAUAGUUAUUGAUAAAUUUAUACAAACUCUGAAACAAUUAGAUACAAUUAAAAAUUCUUAAAUAUAUAUUUUAUUAAAAGAACAAUUGAAACAUAUGAGAGUAGUGUUUUUACUCAUUUUCUCUUUCGAAAAUAUUAAUUCACUAAAAUUCUACAAGAUGGUGCGAACGAUACCCCAUCAUUGUAGCAAAUAAUUCCUAUUGUGACAAUUAGCCAAAGUUUGUUAUUAGAACUGUUAGUAAUACUUACAGAGAAAUUCUUUUCAAAUAUUCUAGGUUAAAUCUAUUAUAAGUAAUAAACUUCUUUUUAUUAAAGCAGUAUGGAUUUAUCAAAGCUUACAAAUGAAAGGAAAUUAUAUCUUUGUCGAUGGUAUUUUCGUGGAUUUGCACUACUUCCAUUUCUUUGGGCUGUUAAUGCAAUUUGGUUUAUACGAGAAGCAUUCAUUGUACCAGCUUAUGAGGAACAAAAGUACAUUAAAAGAUAUGUAAUAUUUUCCGGCAUUGGAGCAAUUUUAUGGACGAUUGCCCUUGUUGCGUGGAUCGUAACAUUCCAAACACAAAGAGCUGCAUGGGGAGAAUUUGCAGACCAUAUUAGUUAUAUUAUUCCUGUUGGUAUUCCUUGAUUACCUUUAUAUUAUUCCUUGUGAUAUAUAUAUAUAUCUUUAUAUUUUAUUAUUAUAUUUAUUUUAUACAAAAAUUGCUACUUAUUGUGUAAGCGAAAAUACAUUUUUACUUCAAAGACAGGAAUUAACUUAUAUUCAUAAGACACAAUUAUU